Messenger RNA from Hydatigera taeniaeformis, 667 nucleotides. The record is from the annotation of a GenBank genome assembly. NCBI's taxonomy places the organism in Eukaryota, Metazoa, Platyhelminthes, Cestoda, Cyclophyllidea, Taeniidae.
AGUCUGUGCUCCCCAGAUCUUCUAAGUGGACGCCCACUCGUUACCUCGCCAGAGCCACAAAAAUGAAUCUGAUCCGCCAAAACUUCAACGAAGAAUGCGAAGCUGGUAUCAAUCGUCAAAUUAAUAUGGAGCUCUACGCUAGCUACCUCUACCUAGCCAUGUCCCAACACUUCGACCGAGAAGAUGUUGCUCUGCCAGGCUUCAGAAAAUUUUUCGCCAAAGCCUCCGAGGAGGAGCGCCAGCAUGCCAUAAAGCUCAUGCGUUAUCAAUGCAAACGUGGCGGUCGCAUUGUCUAUCAGGAUAUUGCCAAACCCCAAAAAAGUGAAUGGACGACCGGCCUUGAAGCCAUGGAAACAGCACUUAAAAUCGAACGAGAGGUCAACGAGUCCCUUCUUGCCUUGUGCGAUGUCGCUGCUAAAAAUAAUGACGGUCAUUUCAAUGAUUUCUUAGAAAGUGAGUUCUUGGGAGAGCAAGUGAAUACCAUCAAAGAGCUGGCAGACCAUGUCACAAACCUUCGUCGAUGCGGACCCGGCUUGGGAGAAUACAUUUUCGACAGAGAGACCCUUCGUGGUGGUGAGGCAUGAACAAUACUGACCUGCAUCUGGGAGCAAUUUUCGUACUUCUCUUUUCAUCAUUUUGUGACUUGUAAAAAUAAACCUUCAUAACU